Aedes aegypti (yellow fever mosquito) is the source of this 1599-nucleotide messenger RNA. Its product is annotated as UDP-glucuronosyltransferase 2B7. Bases 32 to 1573 code for a protein of 513 amino acids. The record is from RefSeq and is a predicted model, not a curated record. The transcript is spliced from 2 exons. Gene Ontology annotation, molecular function: UDP-glycosyltransferase activity. NCBI's taxonomy places the organism in Eukaryota, Metazoa, Arthropoda, Insecta, Diptera, Culicidae.
CAUUCAUGCUAAGCUGCUCAGACCAGUCAACAUGUUACAUUCAACCGUAAAGUGCUUUUCAGCUAUAGUGCUCAUUUUACUAUCCGCAACUAUUCAAUGUGAAAACAUACUGUUCCUGCAAACAACGCCAUCUAGAAGCCAUCACAUUUGGAACAAACAAAUCUUCAAUCGCCUGUACGAAAAUGGACAUAACUUAACCAUCUUGACCUUCGAACAAGAGCAGUCAAUACCUGGAAAAUCAUUCUUUUACGUCCCAAGACUGUAUGCAAGAACAAUGGCGGAAUUCGCGGCUGAAAACAACGCGGAAUCUGUGAUGGGACCUAUUGGAAAUAUCAUCAACAUGUACAGUUUCUACGAAAAAGCAAGUCGCCUUCUUGCGCAAGAACCUGCCAUCCAGCACUUGAUGAAUUAUCCAAAGACGUUUAAGUUUGAUCUCAUCAUUCAUGAUUUUACCAUGGGGCAGUUUUUGCUAGGUUUCGUCGAAAGAUUUGGUAAUCCUCCAUUAGUUUCCGUCUCAGCGUUCAACAUCCCUUCAUAUACGAUGCAUCUAGCUGAUAUACCAGUUCGCUUCACUACUUUGCCAAACUAUGCUUGCGAAUAUGGUCAACCAAUGAAUUUCUUGGAAAGAAUUUCAAACAUGUUCUAUUGGAUGCUGGACUUCUAUCAUAGACAAUUCAAAUUUAUGGUCGCUGAAGACGGUAGAGUUGGCGAAUUGUUCGGAAACAAUUCGACAAGCGUGAAAAUCACCGAGAAGCGGUCGAGCAUUGUAUUAGUUAAUAGUGAUUUUACCAUGGAUUAUCAUCAAGCAUUGCCACCGAAUGUUAUUCCUGUUGGAGGUCUUCAUAUUUCGAGACCUGAAAAGGUUCCUCAAAUAAUUUCAGAUUUCAUGGACAUGCCCAGUAAAGGUGUGGUGCUUUUGAGCUUUGGUACAAAUGUUCAAAGCGAAGGUUUAGGAAAAAAUAUAAAUGAAGCCAUUUUGAAGACAUUCACAAACCUACCAGAAUAUAAUUUCAUCUGGAAACAUGGUGAUCCAGAGAGUUUGGGAACGGUUCCCCCCAACAUACUUGUGCAGAAAUGGAUUCCACAGGGAGCGAUUUUAUCCGAUCCCAGAACAAAGCUACUUAUAGGACAUGGGGGACUUCUAGGAUUACAGGAAGCAACCUGGUAUGGAGUUCCAACAAUAGGGAUUCCGUUCUUCGCCGAUCAACUUCAAAAUGUGGAUAAACUGGUGAGAGGAGGAGGAGGAUUACGUUUAUUUCUGGACGAAUUAGAUGAGAAUACAUUGAAGCAAGCUAUCGACAGCAUUUUGUUGGAUAAAAGUUACCAGCAAAAUAUGGCAGCAAGAUCACGGCUGUUUCGCAAGCAGCCACAACCACCGUUGGAACGCGCAAUUUUCUGGAUCGAAAAAGUUCUCAAUAACAAAGGAUUGCCCUAUUUAGCGUCGCCGACUCAAGACAUUCCAUUCUACCAGCUUUAUGGCAUAGAUCUGAUUGGCGCGACGAUACUUAUCAUUGUUACAAUUCACAUUCUUUGUAAGUUGGCCUUAUCUUUCUCAUUUAAUAAACAGAUAUAAUUGUGUUCUAGCAGUGCACAUCAAAA